AUGGACACAACAGUUUUAAGCUGCUGGCUCCUUUUUCUGCUGUUUUGUCCAGCUGUCCCCAUGUGUCUCCCAACGGACUUCACGCUGUAUGUGGAAAAGCCAGAAUGUGACUACUGUGUGGCAGUCAACACCACCAUCUGUACUGGAUUUUGCUUCUCAAGGGACAGCAACAUGCGAGAUGUUCUCCGCCCACGCUUCCUUAUCCAGAGAGGCUGCACCUACGACAGGAUGGAGUACCGCACAACCAUUCUGCCCGGCUGCUCCAUUCACGCCAACCCUGUGUUUACCUUUCCAGUGGCUCUCAGCUGCCACUGUGGUGCCUGCAGGACGGACAGCGAUGAGUGCACACACAGAGCCGGCAUGAGUGGAGCCAGGUGUAGUAAACCUGUCAGACGAGUUUAUCCUUACCCUGGACAAAGCAACUACUUGAUCCCAUUUUAA
This is a messenger RNA of Nematolebias whitei (Rio pearlfish), 441 nucleotides long. It is a transcript of the gene tshba, whose product is annotated as thyroid stimulating hormone subunit beta a. The coding region runs from base 1 to 441 and encodes 146 amino acids. The record is from RefSeq and is a predicted model, not a curated record. NCBI's taxonomy places the organism in Eukaryota, Metazoa, Chordata, Actinopteri, Cyprinodontiformes, Rivulidae. Gene Ontology annotation, cellular component: cytoplasm; extracellular region. The transcript is spliced from 2 exons. Gene Ontology annotation, molecular function: hormone activity. Gene Ontology annotation, biological process: G protein-coupled receptor signaling pathway.